Molecule: messenger RNA, 306 nt
Organism: Perkinsus marinus ATCC 50983
Lineage: Eukaryota; Perkinsozoa; Perkinsida; Perkinsidae
Exons: 1
Coding region: 1-306 (101 amino acids)
Source: RefSeq, a predicted model, not a curated record
AUGGCUGAUGAAGCCAAGAACGGAUUCUCUCGUACGUGCUCCCAAACGUUAUCGUCAUCGAUGUCGAAGUCCGUAGAGCUCAUCAUUGAUACGCAGCCGUUGGUUCAAGCCCUCGAGAUUCUCGGGGUGCUGACCAACUGCGCUGGUGUACAAUACGCCGUUGGAGGCAUUGUUCAUGGUGGUGAGUGCGAUGAUGAUACUUGGAGGAAGUGUCGCGCCAGGCUGAGUCGCUUAGUAGGCAUUGAAUUCGUUUCGUUCAACAAGCCUUCUCAAGCACCUCUUGACGUUCUCGUCGAGACUCGAUAG